ACGGCAAGAAAUAUGCGAAUUAUUUUAAGCAGCUUAUUGUGCCUGGCGCUAUUCUGCAGCCAACUGGAUGCCCGACUGGUGCGCAUACGACGCAUACGCCGCCUGGUGGGCGGCAGUGAGCGGGAUGCUCAAAUAACGGACUAUCGCGUGCAGCCAGCGGACGAUGAGGGCGUAUUCAAGUACGCCUUCAAGACCAGCAAUGGCAUCGACGUGCAGGCAGCGGGCAACGCACUUGAAACCAUUGGCAUUUUCAGCUACACCUCACCCGAGGGUGUGCUCAUCGAAACACGCUACAUAGCCGAUGAGCUGGGCUUCCAUGUGGUGGGUCGACAUCUGCCACAGCCGCCGCCCACACCGAGCUACAUUCUAGAGUCCUUGGAGUACAUUCGCACACACAACGAGGAUGGCACGCUUAAGCGACAAACGUUCUAGGCGCAUUCAUUGUCAAGUGCUUCAGAAGGCUGAUCUAUCAUAUAGCUAUAGAUAUAUAUAAAAUACAUGUGCAUCGAACUGUUGCUAGUUGUUGUAAGUUAAAGCGGCGCAAAUGCUUAGAAUCUCCGAUCACAUCAUUUCCGCGUUUCUUGCUUUUGCUUAAGGCACACAGCGAAUUAUUUAUAACAUAUUUUUCCACUUUAGGCAAAUAAAAAUCUUAUUUACAUAGACACAGCUUUUAUUUGAUCUUCGUCAGACCCUAACAAAUCAAGUCUUGUUAGCACAUUAUCUUCACAAAAUCAUGUGGACAUUAUGACGUCUUUGUUUGCCCAGUCAAUAGCCAAAUAUUCCUGAGAAUCUAUUGAUUGAAUUUUCAAGUUUCCAUACAAUCUAAGCAUUUGCAAAG
Drosophila busckii is the source of this 838-nucleotide messenger RNA. RefSeq names its product pupal cuticle protein Edg-78E (gene Cpr78Cb). The transcript is spliced from 2 exons. Gene Ontology annotation, molecular function: structural constituent of chitin-based larval cuticle. The record is from RefSeq and is a predicted model, not a curated record. Gene Ontology annotation, cellular component: chitin-based extracellular matrix. The coding region runs from base 13 to 432 and encodes 139 amino acids. Lineage: Eukaryota; Metazoa; Arthropoda; Insecta; Diptera; Drosophilidae.